AUGAGACGUGAUGAGACCCUAUUUUUAAGGCGAUGCGUGGAUGAAUUCUGGGAGUGGACACCCACAUUCCACAUUAAGGAAAAACCCAUUUUUCCCACGGGCGGCAGGUACCGCCCGACACACCCCCACCUGAACCCCCGAGGGUCCACCACCUCCGCCCCCAAAGGGCCUCCACCAAAUCCUCCCCCACCGCCUCCCCCAGACUCCAAAAUUAUUGCUUGGCCACUUAAGUUUAUUAGUUGGUCCUACAUAACUGGUACUUAUUCCUCCUCCACUGCCACCUGCGGAACCUCUUCCAAACGAACCUCCCCCGAAGGAUCCACCUCCUCCGAAGCUAUUGGUUGGUCCUCCGUAGGAGCGGCUGAUGCCGCCAGAGGAUCCUCCGCCACAGCCUCCGCCGAGGGGAGCUGCUUCUCGUCAAGAAAUGUUACCAUAGUGAGUAUGAGAGGUGAUACUGUGUCAGUGCCAGAGAGGAAACCUUUUAUACAACUUCACUUCCGUGUCAGGUUAUUUCCGGGGGGUGGCAGGAAAACUCCCAGACCACCGCCGCCUAACCUCAGAAAGAACCCACCCCCGCCGCCAAAGGAUCCUCCUAAAAAGGAGCCUCCACCAAAUCCUCCCCCACUCCUCCGCCAGACCCUCCGAAGAACCGGUCAACCGGGAUGCAGUUUUUUCCCGGGGGUGGAGGUAACUGCCAGACACACCCCCCGCCUGAACCUCCGAAAGAACCGCCACCUCCGCCCCAAAGGAUCCCCCUCCAAAGAGCCUCCACCAAAUCCUCCCCCACCGCCUUCCGCCAGAGCCUCCAAAGUUAUUGCUUGGGCCCGGGCGGCUGAUGCCCCCAAGGCCCCACCCCCAGCCUCCGCCGAGGCAACUGCUGUAGGCGAACCGACGACAAGCCCCAACACCACCAGCACACUCCCUUCCCCGAAAGCAGAAUGGAUCUUUGGAAGUUUAAUUUAA
Molecule: messenger RNA, 963 nt
Organism: Penaeus monodon (black tiger shrimp)
Lineage: Eukaryota; Metazoa; Arthropoda; Malacostraca; Decapoda; Penaeidae
Product: formin-like protein 5
Exons: 8
Coding region: 1-963 (320 amino acids)
Source: RefSeq, a predicted model, not a curated record